Messenger RNA from Trichophyton rubrum CBS 118892, 1892 nucleotides. RefSeq lists its product as uncharacterized. The record is from RefSeq and is a predicted model, not a curated record. The coding region runs from base 1 to 1449 and encodes 482 amino acids. The transcript has 3 exons. Gene Ontology annotation, molecular function: Delta24(24-1) sterol reductase activity. Lineage: Eukaryota; Fungi; Ascomycota; Eurotiomycetes; Onygenales; Arthrodermataceae. Gene Ontology annotation, biological process: ergosterol biosynthetic process. Gene Ontology annotation, cellular component: endoplasmic reticulum membrane.
AUGACGGUGACACGAUCACAGACCGGGAAGACCCCUAAGAAAGCGCAGCAGGACGCAUAUCUCGAGACUCCGCGGCGCAUCACACGAAAUCGUUCUUCUGCCACGCCCGAAGUGAGCUCAGAUCUCGCAGAGUCGAUCGAGAAGCCGAAGAUGUCUAGUCCUCGCAAGAGAGCCACGGCAAAGAAGGCGGAGGAGCUCAGGGAAGAGGUCGAGGAGCAUGUCUCGACUGCCAAUGGCUCCAACGGUGCUGUUAACGGCGCUACCAACGGUGCCGUUGCGAAUGGCUACAGUGAGAAGAAGGCCGAAGCAGAGCAGGCUACAGAAGACUACAAGAUCACCGACCACAUCGAGUUUGGCGGGACUCCAGGCGUGACAGCGAUGAUGAUAGGAUUCCCUGCGCUGAUGUACUACAUGUGGAUUGGAGCGACCUACUACGACGGCGCAUUCCCAACUCCCUCAGAGGGCCAGUCCAUAUCUGACUUCCUGCAACACCUCCUUAACCUGGUAUAUACUGGCGCAUUCCCAUCGCUCAAGGCAUGGGCGAUCUACUGGGGGUUUUUCAUCUUCGAGGCCCUUGCAUACAUGUAUCUGCCCGGAAUCACCGUCAAGGGCAGACCAUUGGACCACCUGGGAGGAAAGCAGUUGACCUAUUACUGCUCGGCCGUGUCGUCCUUUUAUACCACCAUCGUGCUGGCGGUUAUCCUUCAUGUCACCGGGGUGUUCAAGCUGUAUACCAUCAUGGAUGAAUUUGGUCCCAUCAUGAGCGUAGCCAUCAUUACCGGCUUCGUCAUCUCUAUCAUCGCUUAUUUCUCUGCCAUUGCUCGCGGUGCUCAGCAUCGCGUGACCGGUUACCCCAUUUACGACUUCUUUAUGGGCGCAGAAUUGAACCCGAGACUUUUUGGAAUUUUGGAUUUCAAAAUGUUUUUCGAGGUCCGGUUGCCAUGGUACAUCCUUUUGCUUGUAUCCAUGGGUGCUGCUGCCAGACAGUAUGAGCUCUACGGAUACGUCUCUGGAGAAGUCGGCUUCAUCCUCAUGGCGCACUUUUUGUAUGCCAACGCAUGCUCAAAGGGAGAGGAAUUGAUCAUCCCCACUUGGGACAUUUACUAUGAAAAAUGGGGUUUCAUGCUUAUCUUCUGGAACUUGGCUGGUGUCCCACUCAGCUACUGUCAUUGCACUGUCUUCCUGGCCAACCGUCACCCUUCAACCUAUGCCUGGAACAAAUACGCCCUUGCCUUCCUCUACAUCGCCUAUCUUUUCGUCUACUGGGUCUGGGACACUACCAACAGUCAGAAAAAUAGAUUCCGCCAAGAGUCCCGUGGUCUCGCUGUGAUCAGAAACACCUUCCCGCAGCUCCCAUGGCAGACCGUCAAGAACCCAAAGACAAUUACCUCCAAGAAAGGGGAUACCAUCCUUGCCGAUGGCUGGUGUAAGUUCUGCGAAAUCAAAUAAACAUCGUUAUUAUCAUAGUUGUGCUAACGGUAAUGUCAGACGGAUACGCCCGAAAAAUCCACUACACUUGUGAUCUCUACUUCGCUAUCAACUGGGGCUUGAUUACUGGAUUCACCAGCCCCUUCCCUUGGUUCUAUCCCGUCUUCUUCGCUGCCAUGAUCACCCAUCGUGCUACCCGAGAUAUCCAGCGAUGCCGUGCCAAGUAUGGAGAGGCAUGGACAGAGUAUGAGAAGCAGGUCCCUUAUCUCUUCAUCCCCGUAAGUGUCCCCCACCUGCAUCUUUUAUGACUGGAUUAAACCAAACUAACCUGUUUUAUUCCAGUACGUGAUUUAAGCGACCGACUAUCAUUACAUUAACCACUUGAAGUCGAGCCGUCGCCAAAAGUUUUAGCGCAUAGACUUCUUGCCCUUCCUCCCUUUUUAUUCUAUCGUCUGCGUCUUGCG